Morchella importuna is the source of this 381-nucleotide messenger RNA. RefSeq lists its product as uncharacterized. The transcript is spliced from 4 exons. The coding region runs from base 1 to 381 and encodes 126 amino acids. The record is from RefSeq and is a predicted model, not a curated record. Gene Ontology annotation, biological process: chaperone-mediated protein complex assembly; protein folding. Gene Ontology annotation, cellular component: prefoldin complex; cytoplasm. Gene Ontology annotation, molecular function: protein-folding chaperone binding. NCBI's taxonomy places the organism in Eukaryota, Fungi, Ascomycota, Pezizomycetes, Pezizales, Morchellaceae.
AUGGCGAACCCCCAACAAGCCCUACAGAGAAUGACCGAGGAGUUCACCACCCUCCAGAAAGAAUUGAGCUCUGUUGUGGAGGCCCGGCAGACGCUGGAGAGCCAGCUGCAGGAGAACCAGUCGGUGCAGAAGGAAUUCUCGGGCCUGGACGACGACGCAAACAUCUUCAAGCUUAUCGGGCCCGUGCUCGUGAAGCAGGACAAGUCGGAAGCGAUCAUGGCGGUGGGAGGACGGUUGGAGUUUAUCGAGGCGGAGAUAACGAGGACCGAGGAGAAGAUCAAAAACAUCCAGGAGAAGCAGGAGAAGAAGAAGAUCGAGAUCAUGCAGCUGCAGAACAUGGUGGUGCAGCAGCAGCAGCAGCAAGCCCAGGUAGCCGCGUGA